AUGGCUGCACAUCCACUACCUCAGCAAUCACUAGAGGUGUUACAAUGCAAUAUAAACCAUUGUCUUCGCGCACAGGAUCUGCUGAUGCAGAAUAUAAGGCAAUGGGGUGUGAACGUGGCAGCCAUAGCGGAGCCCUAUUAUAUCCCUCCCCUAACACACUGGGCUGGCUCUACGGACGACAGAGUAGCCCUAGUAGUAUCAGGGACCGAUGGAUCCCCACCUUUAAUAUGCACUGAGAGAGGGCAGGGUUAUGUGGCGGCCAAAUGGGGGAACAUUAUUCUUAUCGGGGUCUACUUCUCCCCUAACCAACCACUUAUCGCCUUUGAGCGAUAUCUUGGAGAGAUUGGAACGUAUAUUAGGAAGAGCGGCACCAACGCAAGUAAUUGUGUUGGGAGACCUGAACGCAAAGAGUGUAGCGUGGGGCUCGCCCAGUACAACUCCUAG
Messenger RNA from Leguminivora glycinivorella, 444 nucleotides. RefSeq lists its product as uncharacterized. The coding region runs from base 1 to 444 and encodes 147 amino acids. The record is from RefSeq and is a predicted model, not a curated record. NCBI's taxonomy places the organism in Eukaryota, Metazoa, Arthropoda, Insecta, Lepidoptera, Tortricidae. The transcript has a single exon.